Juglans regia (Persian walnut) is the source of this 796-nucleotide messenger RNA. RefSeq names its product thaumatin-like protein 1b. Bases 17 to 763 code for a protein of 248 amino acids. The record is from RefSeq and is a predicted model, not a curated record. The transcript has 2 exons. Lineage: Eukaryota; Viridiplantae; Streptophyta; Magnoliopsida; Fagales; Juglandaceae. Gene Ontology annotation, biological process: defense response. Gene Ontology annotation, cellular component: extracellular region.
GCCUAUCUAUCUAGCAAUGAUCAUGAAGAGUACCCUUUCAGUUUCCUGCCUCAUCUUGGCUUUCUUUUUCCUCUCUGGUGCUCAAUCAGCUAGAAUAACUUUCACAAACAACUGUCUCUAUACCAUCUGGCCAGGAACCCUAACCGCUGAUCAGAAACCUCAACUAUCAACAACUGGAUUUGAGUUAGCAUCCAAAGCAUCCACAUCAUUGGAUGCCCAAGCUCCCUGGAUUGGCCGGUUUUGGGCACGAACUGGUUGCUCCACAGACGCCUCGGGAAGGUUCUCUUGCACUACUGCGGAUUGUGCCUCCGGCCAGGUUGCAUGCAAUGGCAACGGUGCUGUCCCGCCAGCAUCUUUGGUAGAAAUAAACAUAGCAGAAAAUGGUGGGAAAGACUUUUACGAUGUCAGCCUUGUCGACGGCUUCAACCUGCCUGUUUCAGUGAGCACAGAAGGCGGGACCGGUGAUUGCCAGACCUCAAGUUGCCCGGCCAAUGUGAAUGCGGUUUGCCCAGCAAACCUGCAACUGAAAGCUGGGGAUGGAAGCGUGAUCGCAUGCAAGAGCGCAUGCCUAGCGUUCAAUCAACCACAAUACUGUUGCACUGGCGAUUUCAAUAAGCCAGAAACAUGUCCUCCCACGGACUAUUCCAUGAUCUUCGAGAACCAGUGCCCUCUAGCUUAUAGCUAUGCUUAUGAUGAUAAAAACAGCACCUUUACCUGCUCCGCUGCACCCAAUUACGUUAUCACUUUCUGCCCUUCAACUUGAUCAAGAAUUAUGCAUGCAUGCAUGCGUUCCCAG